CUGGCGCAAUGGGACACUUGAAGGUUGAUCACCGGCGUAUUUGGACGCGUUGGUGGCCAUGGAAGAUCGGAAUGAAGCCGGCGUGGUCCACAGGAGGCCCUUCACCAUCAAGAACCUCCUGCCCGACUCGGUGGCGGGGGAAGAGCUGGAGGUGAAGGCAGAGGGGGACAAGGAGGGUGGACAAGACGCGGCUGGGGCGCUGCAGAGCCGGGACGUCCCGGGCAAGGAGGGAGGAGAUGGAGAGAAGGAAGAGGGAGAAAAAUACGAAAAACCUCCCUUCAGUUACAACGCUCUGAUCAUGAUGGCCAUUCGCCAGAGCCGAGACAAGAGAUUGACUCUGAGUUCCAUCUACGAGUUCAUCGUGGGCAACUUCCCCUACUAUAAGGACAACAAGCAAGGCUGGCAGAACUCCAUCCGACACAACCUGAGCCUAAACAAGUGCUUCGUCAAGGUCCCCCGGCACUUCGAUGACCCGGGCAAGGGAAACUAUUGGAUGCUUGACCCUUCCAGCGAUGAUGUGUUCAUUGGAGGCUCGACGGGCAAGCUGCGGAGAAGGGCCACGACCACCCGGGCCAAGCUGGCCUUCAGGCGGGGGUGCAGGCUGACUAGCCCGGGCUUGGCGCUGGCCGGCUCCUUGUAUUGGCCCGUCUCUCCUCUGCUGUCCUUGCACCAGGCUCACCCCGGCCCCGCUUUCAGCUUCGCCGCUUCGCCGCCGUUCCCGGACCAGUGUCCACCUUACGCCGCGGUGUUGUCCCACCAGCUGGGGCCUGGAGCCGAGAGACUGGCCGCCCUGGGAGACCUGCCGUACGGGCCGGCUCACCGGCAGGUGUCGGCGGCCGCUACCGCCUUGGCCGCCUGCUCCCCGGCCACUUACAGAGCCUGCCCCGUCAACUUACUGAGCGGCCAAGCGAGCUACUAUUUCACCCCGUUACCUCUCCCCGCCGCCUCCCUGACUGGCGUUAACCCCCCUCUCCUCAAACACAGCGAGGACUUCGGGACAAGAAACGCCGGCUUCCUCUGCCCUUAUUUCCCCAACCCGACCCCAAACCCCUUCAGCCCCCUCGUCCUCUGAAUCCUCCAGCCCAGACUAUUUAUUGUGUAAAUAUCUGAUGCAAAGUCUCACUUUACUAACCAGUGUAUAAAGGGUAUAAGUUAUUUAAAAGGCAGACCCGUUCGUUCUCUGUAUAUAUAUAUAUAUAGUGUCAAUGUUGGAAAUCGUUGUUUGUUAUUAACGAGGUAUGUGGAACCUUUUCACUAUUAAAGCCAAUGUUCGUGUUCACAGCUAAAGGCAGGAAGAUUGU
Messenger RNA from Amblyraja radiata (thorny skate), 1301 nucleotides. RefSeq names its product forkhead box protein G1-like. The record is from RefSeq and is a predicted model, not a curated record. The coding region runs from base 59 to 1072 and encodes 337 amino acids. Gene Ontology annotation, biological process: regulation of transcription by RNA polymerase II. Lineage: Eukaryota; Metazoa; Chordata; Chondrichthyes; Rajiformes; Rajidae. Gene Ontology annotation, cellular component: nucleus. The transcript has a single exon. Gene Ontology annotation, molecular function: DNA-binding transcription factor activity; sequence-specific double-stranded DNA binding.